AUGCCAAUACGCGCUAAAUCCCACUCCACCUCUUCGCAUUACUCCCCUCUGAAAAAUUGCGGUCAGAGCAUGUCGACGUCCAGUACAGGCUCUCAGCAAGGAAGGACCUCGCCUGAGGUGCCACUCAUCGAGGCAGACGUGUUGAGCAAAACGUCCCCACCAGCACCCGUGUCCUCUACCCCGCGUAGCAGCGGCGCCUCCGUCGCCCUUGCCGAGGGAGUAGACCUCACUGCUAUCGGAAAAGCGGAAGCGCGCAAGAUCAUGUCCGAAGAGCACCGCAUUCUCCGAUUCCGCCCCCCUCAAGGCUCGCUUGCCGCCGAGGCGCAGGCCGCUGCGGCAAAGCACCCCGACGGCAGGCCUGAUGCGGCUCCGCCGGAUACGCUCAGGCUCAAGGCGCUCGCGCGCAAGGACGCUGAACGCAUCCUGGCGGAACGCAAGAUGAAUACUGAGGGGGCCACGGCGGACGCGGACGGGAAACGCGUCGAGGAGAAACACACCCCUGCCACAGAGGGCGUAAACCUAAGCACCAUCAGUGCAGUGGAAGCGCGAACAUUAAUGUCGCACGAGCACCGAGCAUUGGGCUUCCGCCCGCCACCAGGCUCUAUCGCCGCAGAGGCGCAGGCGGCCGCGGCUCGGCACCCCGAAGGCGACGGCGUGGUGGUCGACAAGGAGGUGCUGAAGGAGAUCGCGAUCAAGGAUGCGGAGCGCAUAAAGGCGGACCGCGAGCUCGACAUCGUCGGCGAGGCGAACGUUAGCACGUUCGGGCGAGCUGGUGCUAGGACUGUUGUUUCCGGCAUGACGGGUGUCCUGAGGCACUCCCCAGAAGCAUCAGCCGGUUUGUUGGUAGCGGAGGCAGCGUGCGUGCACCCGGAAGGUGCGAACUUCCCUCAGGCGCUGGAUGGAGAAGCGCAGCAAGUGGCGGAGGCAGAACAGGGCGAGGCUGAGCUGUCGUGGGAGACAGAAGACUCGUGA
Sparassis crispa is the source of this 972-nucleotide messenger RNA. RefSeq lists its product as hypothetical. The record is from RefSeq and is a predicted model, not a curated record. NCBI's taxonomy places the organism in Eukaryota, Fungi, Basidiomycota, Agaricomycetes, Polyporales, Sparassidaceae. The transcript is spliced from 7 exons. The coding region runs from base 1 to 972 and encodes 323 amino acids.